CUUGGUGUUCUGCUGGGUAGAGGAGGCUUUGGACUUGUUCAAGCAGCAACCCGACUAGAGGAUGGCCUUCAGGUGGCAAUUAAAAUAGCCUACAACGAGAACGUCAAGUUCAUCAACAUUGACGGCUACUCAGAAUCACUUCCAAUGGAGGUUGCUCUUUUAGUUCUUGCAAACCAAGAACCCGCAACACCGGAAAUAAUUCAGCUUUUGGACUGGCGCGUGAAUGAGGAUGAGUACAUCAUGGUCCUAGAGCGGCCCAUGCCUUCUGAAGAGCUGCUCACCUUUCUCCUGCGCCAAGAGUCGAUCAUUGAGGAGGAUGUGGCACGGGUGAUCAUGCGGCAGGCAACACUGGCAGCUCAAACGUGCUGCCGACGCAAAGUGUUUCACCGCGAUAUUAAGAUGGAGAACCUCCUGAUCAACCCGGACACCCUCGAAAUCAAAUUGAUCGACUUUGGAUGCGGGGAAAUCCUCACCGAUGCUCCUUACAGAGGUUUUGCUGGUACAGAUGAUUAUGUCCCUCCUGAGUAUCGGAUAACUGGCGAGUACCACGGUGAAACAACGACAGUGUGGUCUCUCGGGCUACUCCUUUAUGUGAUGAUGUGUGGGGAUUUUCCAAAUCGACAUGACCUGCAAAUGAUCAGACGUAACAUCUGGACCAAAGAUCACUUGUCAAAAGAAUGCUGUGAUUUGAUCCGCUGCUGUCUCCAGAUCGACCCAGAGCAGCGAAUUGAACUUGAGAAACUGAGUCUCCAUGACUGGUUUACGACUGAAGACGUGGAAAUACCUGUACCCGAGAACCAGCUGGUCCAUCAGUUGUCAGAGGAUCCCCCAUUUUUUUAUAUUCCUUUCUUUUUACUUGUUAGUUUUUUCUUUAAAUAUUAUUGUAUAUUUUAG
Danio aesculapii is the source of this 894-nucleotide messenger RNA. Its product is annotated as serine/threonine-protein kinase pim-1-like. Lineage: Eukaryota; Metazoa; Chordata; Actinopteri; Cypriniformes; Danionidae. Gene Ontology annotation, cellular component: cytoplasm. The record is from RefSeq and is a predicted model, not a curated record. Bases 145 to 894 code for a protein of 249 amino acids. Gene Ontology annotation, biological process: negative regulation of apoptotic process; regulation of mitotic cell cycle; protein autophosphorylation. The transcript is spliced from 6 exons. Gene Ontology annotation, molecular function: ATP binding; protein serine/threonine kinase activity.